Molecule: messenger RNA, 885 nt
Organism: Eutrema salsugineum
Lineage: Eukaryota; Viridiplantae; Streptophyta; Magnoliopsida; Brassicales; Brassicaceae
Product: NAD(P)H-quinone oxidoreductase subunit U, chloroplastic
Exons: 5
Coding region: 88-741 (217 amino acids)
Cellular component (GO): chloroplast thylakoid membrane; NAD(P)H dehydrogenase complex (plastoquinone); chloroplast
Source: RefSeq, a predicted model, not a curated record
CAAUUUCGAAAUCUGUUAUCAAAUGAACAACAUUCACCGAUUGAAAUUCGAAAUCUUCUGUGUUACUGUGUAAACCCCUUUAGCGCCAUGGCUUCCUUGUCGACCAUUACUCAGCCGUCGUUAGUGCACAUUCCCGGCGAGUCCGUCCUCCAUCACGUGCCAAUCACGUGCUCUUUCCCUUGGAAGCCAACAGUCACCAAGCGGAUUCUCUGUUCGCCGGCACGGAACUCCGGUGAUAUGUCUGCGGAGGCAGAAACCGACGGUGGAUCUAGCACCGCCGUUGAUGAGGCACCGAAAGAGACUCCGUCUUUAAUCUCAGCUCUCAACGUCGAACGCGCUCUCCGCGGCCUUCCGAUUACAGAUGUGGAUCACUACGGCCGGCUUGGGCUUCCCAGAAACUGUUCUUAUGAUCAGGUUAGAAGUGGUUACCAAGAUAGAGUUAAGGACCUAAUGGGACAAGGGCUAGACGAAGAACUGCUCAAGAACAAGAUGGAGCUUAUCAAAGAUUCAUAUACGAUCUUGUCGUCCGUGGAAGAGAGAAGAAUGUACGAUUGGAGCUUAGCCAGAAGCGAAAAAUCAGACCGGUACGUGUGGCCAUUCGAGGUUGACAUCAUGGAACCAUCCAGAGAAGAGCCGCCUCCUCAGGAACCAGAAGAUGUAGGACCGACGAGGAUUCUGGGAUACUUUAUUGGUGCAUGGCUUGUCCUUGGUGUUGCUCUUUCUGUUGCAUUCAAUCGUUAGCCUCUUACACUGUUCUUUCACAAUCUCAAAUAACUUUCGAUGUAUAUUUAGUCACCAUUUAAACACCUACGUGUAAUAUCUGACCAUGUUCAAGCUACAAUCAUAUGUUUAUAAACAGAACAAUAAGCAAUUAAGUUUUCUCCA